GCAUGGGAAGAGAGGAUGAUACCUCCUUCAAUUUCUCACUUCACUGGUUUUGCUCAGCUUGAAUAUCUCAACCUGCGCAUGACUUCUGGAGAAAUGCCAAGAUUGCCGGGAAACAUAGCGCCACUUAGGAAACUUAAGCAAUUGGAGUUGUCUGUAGAUGAAGGUGCUGCUCUAGGGUGCUCAAAUAUUUUGUGGGUUGUUCUCUUUUUGAAGGCUUCUCCUCUUCUGCAGAAGCUUACAUAUAGGCGUCCGGAAUCACCUCCUGGCUUCUCUGAAAAUGAAAGAAGUGAGAGAUGGCAACCGGAGGAGUUCACCCAUAGUCAACUUAAAGAAGUUGAAAUAGCUGGAUGUGUAGGUAAUUGGUUCGAAGUUGAGCUUGCUAUUUGCAUGCUGCAAAAUGUGCAGGGUCUUGAGCAAAUGGUCUUGAACCCCUCCCAGAGGUACUAUUACGGAGGUGGAAGUUGGAUUGAUGAUGAACAAAGCACGUGUCUCGGUGCACCUCGUUAUUGGGCAGAGAGGGGCCGGGAAAUAGUUGUUGAAAAGCUUCGAGACAAAGUUCCUGGUAGUGUAAAACUCGUAUUGUUAUGACCACCUAUUUCGACUUCUACUAGGUUUGUUGGUUGGUCCUAUGGGAUGGGGCAUGCUUAGUGAAGCACAAGUUGGGUGUUUGAGUUCAGACAACUGCUUAAGUUAGUUUGUUCAGAUUCUCUUAAGGUUAUUGAAGCUUAAUUUUUAUUACGACUUUGUAUUAUGGAGUUUGAAUUAAGCUAAUUUAUGGAAUUACUGCAGCUUUUAUUUC
Molecule: messenger RNA, 799 nt
Organism: Prunus avium (sweet cherry)
Lineage: Eukaryota; Viridiplantae; Streptophyta; Magnoliopsida; Rosales; Rosaceae
Source: RefSeq, a predicted model, not a curated record